This is a messenger RNA of Mizuhopecten yessoensis (Yesso scallop), 1625 nucleotides long. RefSeq names its product multiple epidermal growth factor-like domains protein 6. The coding region runs from base 47 to 997 and encodes 316 amino acids. The transcript has 7 exons. Lineage: Eukaryota; Metazoa; Mollusca; Bivalvia; Pectinida; Pectinidae. The record is from RefSeq and is a predicted model, not a curated record.
GCACUCAGGUAGCUAGAGGAGCAUGAUGGAAUUCGUCAAAUAACAAAUGUGUGGACUUUUAACAGCUCUCAUCCUGUUCUGUUUUGGACCUUUCCAUGUUUACUCUUCAAGAUGUUCUGUCGGUCGAUUUGGAGACGAUUGCGGCUUCACCUGUCAUUGUGCGAACAGGGGUUGUGACCCCGACACGGGCCAGUGUGACGUGGCGGGGUGUCAGACUGGCUGGAAAGGACCAUGCUGUUAUGUAGCAUCAAGCGACUUGGCUUAUCAUCGAGCAGUCAACCAAAGUUCUGUAAACAGUAAUCAUCAGUGGGACGCUAACGAAGCGGUAAACGGUUAUCCUGGGCAGGACAGCUAUUCCCAUACAUAUCCCAACGCAUGGAGGGAAGCAUGGUGGAUGGUUGAUCUGGGACAGGCACACAGGAUUAACACCAUAAAUAUAGUCUUCAAGCAUCAACACAAGUUCAUAGUCAGUGGAUAUUAUCUGUACGUGUCUUUGAGUAGUCCAGUUCGUCAACCAUAUAAAGGGCCCCCUAAUGGUUCACAUCUAUGUUACCAUGACGACACGACGACACCUGAUGGUCUUCCAUCGUAUCGUCAGUCUCGUCAGUGUUCUGUAACUGGGCGGUACGUCAUUGUGUACAACAACCGCUCGUCGUCACUUGUUAAUUCCCCAUCACAUUACUCACCAGAAGACGCUGUGGUGGAGUUAUGUGACGUUCAAGUGUUUAAUUGUUCGAGUACGACGUUUGGACCAAACUGCAACAAAGCCUGUCAUUGCCUGAAAAAUGACUGUAACCCAGUCACGGGAACGUGUUACGUCCCCGAGUGUUUGCGUGGAUGGUCUGGUGACAGCUGUUCUACUCGGGAUUGCACAGCUGGGUUCUUCGGUCCAGACUGUACGACUGAGUGUCACUGUAAGACUGGGGGAUGUAACAUAGUAAACGGAUCUUGUUACACAAGAGGAUGUCAGGACGGCUGGAGGGGGGAUGUAACAUAGUAAACGGAUCUUGUAACACCAGAGGAUGUCAGGACGGCUGGAGAGGGGAUGCAUGCAACCAAGACAACCAAAGCCACGAGGAAGACUAUGAGAGUUUAGAUUCAUCAAAAAUCGACAAGACACGCAACAUUUACGAUGCAAUUGUGCAAUAGAAAGGUACAAUUUACAGAAAAUGUGAACUUAUUAUGUCUCCCCUUCGAAUGUUCAUGUUAUUUUACCUACGUUGACCAAACUUACCAUAUUUAUAUAUCUUGGGAAGGCAGAAUCCCUCACACUAAAAUCGGGUCUCGUGCCACACUAUAUACAGAGUUAUUGCCAUUUGUUUAUUUUUAAUACCGAAGUUUGUUCACGGCAUGUUAUUUCACCUACGUUGACCAAACUUGCUAUAGUUGUGUAUGUUAGGAGGUAGGAGUGUCACAUUCUAAAAUCGGGUCUUGUGUCCGUCUAUAUAAAGAGAUAUGGCCCUUAGUUCAUUUUUCCCGCUCAUAGAAAACACCCCCUACUUUUAACAAUUGUAACCAAUCAAAACCGCGCUAACAAAAGCGCACAGGUCAUCUAUCACGGCCUAGUGAAUUAUAUAUAUAGCGGUCACACAAUUCUGCUACAUGUAGGAUCGAAAUUCACUCGA